Messenger RNA from Biomphalaria glabrata, 2146 nucleotides. RefSeq names its product eukaryotic initiation factor 4A-I-like. Gene Ontology annotation, molecular function: RNA helicase activity; ATP binding; RNA binding. The transcript is spliced from 9 exons. Lineage: Eukaryota; Metazoa; Mollusca; Gastropoda; Planorbidae. The record is from RefSeq and is a predicted model, not a curated record. The coding region runs from base 16 to 1512 and encodes 498 amino acids.
AAGUUCUUACUAUAAAUGAACAGGAAUACACUUAGGAGUCGUCCCGAUAAACACAAGGAUCCUUUCCCGAAAGACUCACCAAAAGCGGAGUUUCAAAAGCUCGUUUUAGCAUCGAAUAGUUUCAAGUUUAAAGACGAUGGAUCGACAUCACGCAAUGCAACUCGGGAAAAUGAACAAUCUGAUGCAGACAUCUUUAGGGAAAAUAUCCUUACGCAUCUUGAUCCGGUCUGUAAGAACUAUCUGCCUUUUCACUCAUUUCUGAGAUUGGAGAACAUGUCAUAUAACUCUACUGAACAAGAUCGGGACAGGUCUCAAACCAAGGGACCCGCUGAAGAGUACAUCCCUGAGGCUGACGGUGUCAUCGAGAGCAACUACGAUGGAGUCGUGGAUGCUUUUGAUGACAUGAACCUCAGGGAGGAUUUACUCCGAGGCAUCUACGCUUAUGGUUUUGAAAAGCCUUCUGCUAUUCAGCAAAGAGCUAUUCUACCUUGUAUUGCAGGUCGAGAUGUCAUUGCCCAGGCUCAAUCUGGAACUGGGAAGACAGCUACAUUUUCCAUAGCCAUCUUGGAAAAACUUGACCUGAAUAAUCCCAACACACAAGCUCUGGUACUGGCUCCUACCAGAGAGUUGGCUCAGCAGAUCCAGAAAGUGGUUCUUGCUUUGGGAGACUACCUUGGUGCUCAGUGCCAUGCCUGCAUUGGAGGCACGUUGGUCAGAGAAGAUAUGAGGAAACUGGAGAGUGGAGCACAUGUUGUUGUUGGCACACCUGGUCGUGUCUAUGACAUGAUUAGCCGUCGUGCUCUUAAUACUAAGGACAUUAAAAUGUUUGUGCUAGAUGAAGCUGAUGAGAUGUUGUCCAGAGGUUUUAAAGAUCAAAUCUAUGAUGUCUUUAGGUAUAUGCCUACUGAGAUCCAAGUAAUUUUGUUGUCUGCCACUAUGCCCAGUGAUGUGCUUGAGGUAACCCAGAGAUUUAUGAGGGAUCCAGUUAGGAUUCUUGUUAAGAAAGAAGAGCUUACCCUUGAAGGUAUUCGUCAGUUCUAUGUUCAGGUAGAGAGGGAGGAGUGGAAACUGGACACACUUUGUGAUCUUUAUGAAACCUUGACCAUUACUCAAGCUGUCAUCUUCUGCAAUACUCGCAGGAAGGUCGACUGGCUGACUGAAAAAAUGAGCUCCCGGGAUUUUACUGUCUCUGCAAUGCAUGGAGAUAUGAAUCAGAAUGAGAGAGACUUGAUCAUGAGAGAAUUCCGUUCAGGAUCUAGCCGUGUACUCAUAACAACCGAUUUGCUGGCUCGAGGCAUUGAUGUCCAGCAAGUUUCCCUAGUCAUCAACUAUGAUCUGCCAGCUAACAGAGAAAACUACAUUCACAGAAUCGGACGUGGUGGUCGUUUUGGCCGUAAAGGUGUUGCUAUCAACUUUGUGACAUCUGAUGACAUUCGUACAUUGCGAGACAUUGAACAGUUUUACAACACCACCAUUGAGGAGAUGCCCAUGGAUGUUGCUGAUCUACUGUAAACUCUCUUCCUAGUGGAAUGGCUGCCCAUGCCCCAUGUUAUUGUUUGGUCACACUUGCUGGUGUGCUUGUAUAUUUGGUUUUCCACCCAACCUUUUUUUUUUUUUUUUGUGGUCUAGUUUUUAACUAUUUAUUAUCAUCUUUGUCACAAUAUCAUUAACUCAUUAAUGUUUCUGCCUUGGAGGGUGGGUGGGUAUCUUGUAUAAUAAUGAACAUUUUCUCGUGAUUGUGUUUUGUCUUGGUCUCUAGGUGUUGUUCUGUAUAUUUUAAGUUUUGGCAUCAGUCCAAAUCAAAAGGGAAUUCUCUAAGCAGAAGGCUGUAGCUUAAGUCUAUUCUAUUUUCUUGAACUACAUCAAUGGUUGAGCCAGCUAUGACAUCAAUGUUACUGAUGUACAUUUUAAUCUAUAUUAUCAACUAUUUUAACCUCCUCUUUCUGUGUGUUUGUCUCUUGUAAAUGCUCUAUGGAUGAAAGAGUUUGGGGGAAACUUGUCAUUGUUACAUGUUCAAGGCAUGUAUGAAUCAUGGCAUGGGAUAGUGUCAAAUGUUUACAUCUAAAGGGUUAUAUGAAAUGUUCAGAAACCUUGUCUACACUAAAUAGUAACAUAAUGAUGGAUGGAAUAAAGCAGUUGAACUUUA